Rana temporaria (common frog) is the source of this 1300-nucleotide messenger RNA. It is a transcript of the gene KREMEN2, whose product is annotated as kringle containing transmembrane protein 2. Gene Ontology annotation, cellular component: plasma membrane. Bases 119 to 1294 code for a protein of 391 amino acids. NCBI's taxonomy places the organism in Eukaryota, Metazoa, Chordata, Amphibia, Anura, Ranidae. The transcript has 10 exons. Gene Ontology annotation, biological process: multicellular organism development. The record is from RefSeq and is a predicted model, not a curated record.
CGGAGGAAGAGAUACUUGGACCCUCCUGAGUGGUUGCAGAACUCUGACCUAGUGGACCUUCUAUGAGGAGGAAGUCCCUCCAUACUCUUCAGUCGGGUCUCCUCGUCCUCCAUGGAAGAUGCUCCUCCUGCUCCUGGCUCUUGUCCUCUAUGUGAGGGGUGAGGGCUCCCCCCCAGAACGUUCCGAAUGUUUCACGGUGAACGGGAAGGAUUAUCGGGGUUCCGUGAACCGCGCCGGAGCAGAAGACAUCCAGUGUCUCUACUGGAACCAAACCAUCCAGCACCGCUUCAACGCCCAUUCCGACCCGUCUGGGGAACUGGGACUCGGGGACCACAACUACUGCAGGAACCCGGACUCUGACGUCCAGCCGUGGUGUUACGUAUCGGAGACGGAGGAUGGGCAGUACUGGAAGUUCUGCGAUAUCCCGACAUGCCACAUGCCCGGGUACAUUGGAUGCUUUGUAGACUACGGGACUCCUCCGGCUCUUUCCGGGAGCAGCGGAACCUCCGGAAAACUGACCAUCCACACCUGCAUCCAGUUCUGCCGAAUACGGGGGUAUCAGUAUGCAGGUCUGGAGGCCGGCUACGCCUGUUUCUGCGGCAGUCCUUCCGAUGUGGCCUUGUUGCAGAGGGUUAGCAGCUCCCAGUGUGACCAUACGUGCUUCGGGAAGGCCAGCGAGGUGUGCGGUGGAGACGGGAAUCUCAGCGUGUAUAGCACGUGGAUCGGGGCCUGCAGCGGGAACUUCUCUUCUCUAUCCGGAGUCCUCUACUCUCCGGAUUAUCCCGAUGAAUACGGUCCGGGCAGCUCCUGUUCUUGGGAUAUUCACACCCCGGGAGCCGCCACCAUGGAGAUCACCUUUCAUAUCUUCCACGUUGAAGACCCAAACGACGUUCUGGAGGUGCGAGAUAAAGAAACGGGAAGUCUUCUCACCCAAAUAAAAGGAGGCCAGGAUCCUCCCAACACUGUGACCUAUCCAACCGGAUCUCUCCGCCUCACCUUCACGUCUGAUGGCGCACGCAGCGGCCAGGGAUUCGCCCUGACCUACAGAGGUAAUUCUACCACUCCAGUUGAAGGAAAGACCAAUAACACCUGGUUCCUCCUGGCGGCUGGAUUGACCCUCCUGGCUCUCGGGAUCGGCUACUUCAUAUGGCAGUAUGCCCCCCGUGGACGGCGGGUUCUGGUCCAGGGAACAGACGAUGAGCGUCCAUGCAGCUUCAUGCUAUGCCGACAAACAAAGGGGCCGACUGGGGAUCUGGCCAGCGUCAAUCAGUCUUCAAUGAAAUCUCUGAUCUGACGGUCC